Molecule: messenger RNA, 911 nt
Organism: Pterocles gutturalis (yellow-throated sandgrouse)
Lineage: Eukaryota; Metazoa; Chordata; Aves; Pterocliformes; Pteroclidae
Product: ADP-ribosylation factor-like protein 5B
Exons: 5
Coding region: 62-490 (142 amino acids)
Biological process (GO): intracellular protein transport; vesicle-mediated transport; protein localization to Golgi membrane
Cellular component (GO): cytoplasm; trans-Golgi network
Molecular function (GO): GTPase activity; GTP binding
Source: RefSeq, a predicted model, not a curated record
CAAAGUAAUCAUAGUGGGACUUGAUAAUGCUGGAAAGACUACUAUUCUUUACCAAUUCUUAAUGAAUGAAGUGGUUCAUACUUCUCCAACCAUAGGAAGCAAUGUAGAAGAAAUAGUGGUGAAAAAUACUCAUUUCUUAAUGUGGGAUAUUGGAGGACAAGAAUCAUUACGGUCAUCGUGGAAUACGUAUUAUUCAAACACAGAGUUCAUCAUUCUUGUUGUUGAUAGCAUUGACAGAGAGCGACUUUCUAUUACAAAAGAAGAACUUUAUAGAAUGCUGGCUCAUGAGGAUUUACGGAAGGCUGCAGUUCUCAUCUUUGCAAACAAGCAGGACAUGAAAGGCUGCAUGACAGCUGCUGAGAUAUCUACAUACCUCACCCUCAGCUCCAUAAAGGAUCACCCGUGGCACAUUCAGUCCUGUUGUGCUUUGACAGGAGAAGGAUUAUGCCAAGGCUUGGAGUGGAUGACCUCCCGUAUUGGAGUGAGAUAGCUUCCCCCCACCCCAAAAAGAAGAAACUUCUAUUUAUCCUGUGAACAUGUACAUUUUUCUGUACUUCUGGUUGCUGAGGCAGUGACCAUGUUUAAUUUAUAUCAGCCAGCCCCCAAGCUGUACUUGAAUCAAGUGCAGGUGAACUGAAACAUAAAGUAUUUUCUUAACGUUUUUUAAUACACUAAUCUUAAACUGGAUGAACGUAUAUACAUCUGUUUUUAAGCAUUGAAAUUCCUCUGAAUAUGUAUUCUAACUUUUUCAGUGAUAGCUUUUUAAAAUCUGUUUUGUCAUUGUCAAUAUUUCAUACUUCCUCUUUCUAAAUAGUUUAUAUAACUUACCUAACGUAAAUGAGCGCAGUUUGUUUAAUAAUGAAAAGGUAGCGAGUAGGUUGACUUUACUCUGGCAUAGCUUUAGCCUCUAA